AUGGCUUCCCUUGGUUUCCUCUCCCUCUCCUCUCUCCUCCUUCUCUGCUUAUCCUCGGCUUCUGCAACUGUCGAGGAUGAUCGAAAGGCGUACAUCGUCUAUAUGGGAGCUCUCCCUUCUGACAGUCAAUAUUCAGCUAUGUCUCACCAUCAACACAUCCUUCAACAAGUUACCAGUUCUCUCGAAAACUCAUUGGUCAGAAACUACGGAAGGAGUUUCAAUGGCUUUGAGGCGAAGUUGACUGAAUCCGAAAGAGAGAAGCUUUCUGCCAUGGAAGGUGUAGUUUCGGUCUUCCCAAGCGUUAAGUUAUCUCUUCAGACGACGAAAUCUUGGGAUUUCAUGGGGUUUGGCGACAAAUUCAAACAUAACCCUGAGGUCGAGAGCGAUAUUGUAGUCGGGGUUAUCGACAGCGGGAUCUGGCCUGAGUCCAAGAGCUUUUCAGACAAAGGCCUCAGCUCUCCGCCCGCAAAAUGGAAGGGCGUUUGCAAAGGAGGAUCGAACUUCACCUGUAACAACAAGUUGAUAGGAGCAAGGUUUUACAUCGAUAAAUCGGCUCGGGACUUUCAUGGUCACGGAACACACACUUCUUCAACGGCUGCAGGGAGCAAAGUAGAAGGCGCAAGCUUCUAUGGGAUGGCAAACGGAACGGCGCAAGGAGGUGUCCCUUCGGCCAGAAUCGCUAUGUACAAAGUCUGUGAGGGGGAAUCGUGCGAUACUGGAGCAAUCUUGGCGGCUUUUGAUGAUGCUAUAGCUGAUGGUGUCGAUGUUAUCACGAUUUCCAUUGGAGGAGACCCUGUUGUUUUGGAAUCUGACCCGAUCUCUAUCGCGGCUUUUCACGCUAUGGAGAAAGGGGUUUUGACCGUACAAUCGGCGGGAAACAGCGGCCCGACCUCUGGAACGGUCGGUAGUAACUCUCCGUGGAUUCUAACCGUCGCAGCGAGUACAACAGAUCGGAAAUUUGUCACCAAGGUUGCUCUUGGAAAUGGCAAGGAAUUAUCUGGAACUUCGAUCAACGGCUUCAAGUCGAACGGAACAAAGUUUCCUUUCUCGUACGGAGAAUCCAGUUCGAGUUCUUGCGGCGAAGACGAUGUCAGGAUGUGCAGCAUAGGAUGUAUUGAUUUCUCGUUAGACGGAAAGAUUCUGGUGUGUGAUCAGCCGAUCGACGAAGUCGAUAUCGAAUCUUCAAAAGCUGUUGGAGUUAUCAUUCAGGGAAAAGUUUCACGUCCUGUUAUUAGUACAGUUCCUCUUGCAGUCCUGCCUGAAGAUCAGUACUCGUUGCUCACAUCUUACAUCAAAUCGACAGCAAAACCUGAAGGAACUAUACUGAAAACCGAGACGACAAACGGUGCUGAUGCUCCUGUUAUGGCCUCUUUCUCUUCCCGUGGUCCGAACAUUGUACUCGGUGAUAUCUUGAAGCCCGAUAUAACGGCUCCAGGAGUGAAUAUUCUCGCAGCUUAUUCGGCUGAGGCUACCCUGGUGCCUGGACCCGACGAUGGACGACGUUCCUCGUACAGUUUCUUGUCCGGAACAUCCAUGUCUUGUCCUCACGUAGCUGGCGUUGCGGCUUAUCUCAAGAGCGUCCACCCGAAAUGGUCCCCAUCCACUAUCAAAUCUGCGAUCAUGACAACUGCUUGGCCGAUGAACGUUUCGAGCAGUGAAGAAGUGAACGAAUUCGCGUACGGAUCGGGACAUCUGAACCCGACAAAGGCGGCGGAUCCGGGACUUGUCUACGAAACAACUGGAGAUGACUACUUAAAGAUGCUUUGCUCGGCGAAUUACACUGCCAGCAAGCUUAAAGCCAUCGCAGGAAGAGCAGUAAGUUGCCCAAAAGGAUCGGAUUUGGCGAUUAAAGACCUCAACUACCCUUCGAUGAGUGCGAGAUUUAGUUCGAGGCCUUCGGAAAUCACGUUUUCGAGGACUGUUACCAACGUCGGGCCAGCAAGCUCGAUGUACAAGGCGAAAGUGGUAUCUUCUUCGGAUCUAAAGGUCGAGGUCGAGCCUAACACCCUCUCUUUCAAAUUGGUCGGCGAGAAGAAAUCGUUCACCGUUAAGGUUUCGGGGAUUAGUCCUGUGGAUUUCGAUUCGGCGACUCUGGUCUGGUCGGACGGUUCCCGCACUGUGAGAAGCCCCAUCGUCAUAUAUUCUUAGGAUUUGUGUUGUAAUGACAUUCUGAUGUAUGUUCCAUUCCCCGUCGGAAUCCGUACUAUUGCUACUAUAUUCCAAUUGUUCGAAAACCUCUCUUUUGGUAAUAAUAUCAUUCAGUUCCAUCCUCUAA
Tarenaya hassleriana is the source of this 2275-nucleotide messenger RNA. Its product is annotated as subtilisin-like protease SBT4.13. The coding region runs from base 1 to 2148 and encodes 715 amino acids. The transcript is spliced from 10 exons. Gene Ontology annotation, biological process: proteolysis. Gene Ontology annotation, molecular function: serine-type endopeptidase activity. The record is from RefSeq and is a predicted model, not a curated record. Lineage: Eukaryota; Viridiplantae; Streptophyta; Magnoliopsida; Brassicales; Cleomaceae.